This is a messenger RNA of Mangifera indica (mango), 3596 nucleotides long. RefSeq names its product villin-3-like. The transcript has 24 exons. Gene Ontology annotation, biological process: actin filament severing; cytoskeleton organization. NCBI's taxonomy places the organism in Eukaryota, Viridiplantae, Streptophyta, Magnoliopsida, Sapindales, Anacardiaceae. Gene Ontology annotation, molecular function: actin filament binding. The record is from RefSeq and is a predicted model, not a curated record. The coding region runs from base 315 to 3254 and encodes 979 amino acids.
AAAUUUCUUAUCUCAGUUUCUGUGAUUUUUUCUCUCUUCCUUCGUCUGUAUCAUAAUUCAUCGUCUCCCUGAAAUUGCAAAUUUAAAAAAAAAAAAAAAAAGGCCAGACCUCACUUCAAAAAAGCUUGAGAGAGAAAACUCACGCCACCACUUCAAUAAUUCACUUUUAUAUGUUUCUGAGUCAGUGUCUUUUUAUUAUUGCCAGCUCCCUUUCGACUAUUUUCCUUCAUAAUCCAUCAUCACUCUCACGCACAUAGAGAGAUCUCCACUUCUUCUAUCAGUUAGAAUAGCCGUGAGAAGAAGAAAUUUCCAAGAUGUCUAUCUCUACAAAAUCUUUGGAUCCUGCAUUUCAAGGAGAGGGUCAAAGACUGGGGACUGAAAUCUGGAGAAUUGAGAAUUUCCAACCAGUUCCAUUGCCUAAGUCUGACUAUGGAAAAUUCUACAUGGGAGAUUGUUACAUCAUCUUGCAGACAACACCUGGCAGGGGAGGCACUUAUCUGCACGACAUACAUUUCUGGAUUGGGAAAGAUUCAAGUCAGGAUGAAUCUGGAACGGCAGCUAUUAAAACAGUUGAACUUGAUGUUGUUCUUGGAGGGCGUGCAGUGCAGCAUAGGGAACUUCAAGGACAUGAGUCAGACAAAUUUUUAUCAUAUUUUAAACCUUGUAUUAUACCAUUAGAGGGAGGUGUUGCAUCUGGAUUCAAGAAACCUGAGGAAGAAGAGUUUGAAACACGCCUGUAUGUAUGCAGGGGAAAACGAGUUGUCAGGAUGAAGCAGGUUCCUUUUGCUCGGUCUUCACUAAAUCAUGAUGAUGUGUUUAUCCUGGACACUCAGCAUAAGAUUUAUCAAUUCAAUGGUGCAAAUUCCAAUAUCCAGGAAAGAGCUAAGGCUUUGGAAGUAACUCAGUUUUUAAAGGAAAAGUAUCAUGAAGGGAAGUGUGAUGUCGCAAUUGUUGAUGAUGGGAAAUUAGACACAGAGUCAGACUCGGGUGAAUUCUGGGUUCUCCUUGGUGGUUUUGCUCCAAUUGGCAAGAAAGUUGCUGGAGAAGAUGAUAUUGUUCCAGAGAGCAUUCCCGCACAACUUUACAGCAUUGAAGAUGGUCAAGCUAAGAUUGUAGAGGGUGAACUCUCCAAAUCCUUGUUGGAAAACAAUAAAUGCUAUAUAUUGGAUCGUGGCAAUGAAGUAUUUGUUUGGGUUGGCCGGGUAACUCAAUUGGAGGAGAGAAAAGCAGCUGGUCAAAAAGUUGAGGAAUUUCUUGCUAACCAAAAUAGGCCAAAAUCAACAAGGAUAACCAGGGUAAUACAAGGUUAUGAGACACAUGCAUUUAAGUCAAACUUUGAUUCUUGGCCAUCAGGGUCAGCAACACCUGGUGCUGAGGAGGGCAGAGGGAAAGUAGCAGCCUUGUUGAAGCAGCAAGGUGUUGGUAUCAAAGGCAUGAACAAAAGUACUACUACAAAUGAGGCAGUCCCACCUUUGCUUGAAGGGGGUGGAAAGAUGGAGGUAUGGCGCAUUAACGGCAAAGCCAGGACUGCCUUGCCUAAAGAGGAUGUUGGAAAAUUUUACAGUGGGGACUGCUACAUUGUCCUUUAUACUUAUCACUCAGGUGAUAGGAAAGAAGAUUAUUUUUUGUGCAGUUGGAUUGGAACUGAUAGCAUUGAGGAAGACCAAAUGAUGGCAGCUCAGUUGGCUACUACAAUGUGCAACUCACUGAAGGGAAGACCUGUUCAGGGUCGUAUAUUUCAAGGUAAAGAGCCACCACAGUUUGUUGCACUCUUUCAACCUAUGGUGGUCCUUAAGGGUGGUUUAAGCUCUGGUUACAAAAAGUACUUAGCAGACAAAGGUGUAACAGAUGAAACUUAUACAGCUGAAAAUAUUGCGCUGAUUCGGAUAUCUGGAACUUCUAUUCAUAACAAUAAGGUGGUGCAAGUUGAUGCGGUGGCUACAUCAUUGAACUCUACUGAGUGUUUCCUCCUUCAGUCUGGCUCUUCAACUUUCACUUGGCAUGGAAAUCAAUGUACCUUCGAGCAGCAGCAAUUGGCUGCAAAAGUUGCUGAAUUUCUGAAGCCAGGUGUUUCUCUAAAACAUGCUAAAGAAGGGACAGAGAGCUCUGCUUUCUGGUUUGCACUAGGGGGGAAACAAAGUUACACCAGUAAAAAGAUUUCUCCAGAAGUUGUCAGAGAUCCUCACUUAUUUACAUUUUCAUUUAAUAAAGGAAAGUUUGAGGUUGAGGAAGUUUACAACUUCUCACAAGAUGAUCUGCUGAGUGAGGAUAUUUUGCUGCUUGACACGCAUGCUGAAGUGUUUGUUUGGGUUGGUCAGUCUGUAGACUCCAAAGAAAAGCAAAGUGCUUUUGAAAUUGGCCAGUAUUACAUAAACAUGGCUACAUCUCUGGAGGGAUUGUCUCCAAAAGUUCCAUUAUACAAAGUUACUGAAGGAAAUGAGCCAUGCUUCUUCACAACAUUCUUUUCAUGGGAUUCAACAAAAGCUGCUGUUCAAGGAAACUCAUUCCAGAAGAAGGUGGCAUUGCUCUUUGGAGCAAGUCAUGUUGCGGAGGAUAAGUCAAACACAAAUCAGGGAGGACCAACUCAAAGGGCUUCUGCCUUAGCUGCCUUAUCAUCUGCUUUUAAUCCGUCUUCUGGGAAAUCCAAUCCAGUAAAUUCUUUCUUCAUGCUACAAACCCAGGAUAGGUCCAAUGGUUCAAACCAAGGGGGACCCACUCAAAGAGCGACGGCAUUAGCUGCCUUAUCCUCAGCAUUUAAUUCGUCACCUGGAAGCAAAGGUUCUGCUUCAAAGCUCUCCAACGCAGGUCAGGGAUCACAAAGAGCAGCAGCAGUAGCGGCUCUUUCAUCAGUUCUUACUGCUGAAAAGAAGAGAUCACCUGAUGCCUCUCCUCCCCAAUCUAGCAGCCCUCCUUCAGAAACUAACCCUCCUUCUGAAUCUGCCCAGUCAGAAUCAGAUUCUCAAGAAGUUGCCGAGGUCAAGGAGGAUGAGGAAGUUCUGGCAGUAUCAGAAAGCAAUGGAGAGGAAGUGACUUCACAGGAUGAUAACGGAAGUGAAUCAGGUCUAAGUACAUUCAGUUAUAAUCAACUGAAGGCCAAAUCCAAAAAUCCAGUUACUGGAAUCGAUUUUAAACGAAGAGAGGCCUAUCUGUCAGAUGAGGAGUUCCAGAACGUGUUUGGGAUGGCAAAAGAAGACUUUUACAAGUUGCCAAAAUGGAAGCAAGACAUGCAGAAAAAGAAAGUUGAUUUAUUCUAGGUUGUUAAAAAAAUGAGUGAUUAAUCUGUUUCUUUUGCAUCCGAACUAAAAAGUUUGUGAGUUUUCUUGAUCAUCAGAUCUCUAUACAAAACUAGGAGAUGAGUGGAAUGCAUCACGUAGGUUUUUGCGGCAUGGAGUAGUAUUCAGGAUAUUUUGAUUGUGAAGAGUGAAUUUGUUUUCAAACGCCGCUGCCUUCUUGUAGUUUUAAAAGACGUGGGUUGAGUCCAAUUCUUUUAUUUUAUGUAUCUCAUUUUGUGGUUUAUUUGAAAAUUUUCUAUCUUUAAUUUGUCGUAUAUGUAAUGCAUUUGUACUUGAAGGAAUGAAAUUUGCUGUUGUCUGGUA